Messenger RNA from Fonsecaea erecta, 1950 nucleotides. RefSeq lists its product as hypothetical. Lineage: Eukaryota; Fungi; Ascomycota; Eurotiomycetes; Chaetothyriales; Herpotrichiellaceae. The record is from RefSeq and is a predicted model, not a curated record. The transcript is spliced from 2 exons. Bases 1 to 1950 code for a protein of 649 amino acids.
AUGGUUUUCUCCAGUCUUGAUCCGGGUCGACAGACCUACCAUCUGUGGCGGCGCUUUUCCAUGCCCACGAUCCACGGGCCGAGAGACGCAAUUGCGGUCCCCAGCGAUGUCGCCAACCAACUCAACUCGGCAUACAGCUUUCUGGUGCAGCUGAUUAUAGUCGACUUCUGGGUAAUCCUGAUUCUUGUCGGCGUCGUGCUCUUCCUGGGCAAGGAGAAGCACAGCCAUAACAGUGGCGUGAUAGCCACAGGCAUUUGGAAUUCAAAGGACUCGCCGACCGCCAUCUGCAAAUUGACGGGCUCCUAUUUCUGGAAGAUCAAAGACAGGCGACGCGUGCAUCUGUUUUGGUGGACGUUGCUGGCAGGAGCCUUCGUGGUGGCCAUCUAUGCCAUCCCCAUCAAGGUCGCCCCGUACAUCAUCAUCGACAAUGCCGCACCCGUCGCGGCCACCGCCAUCUACGUCCCGGCCUUGAGUACCACCCUGGAUGAGAAGAAUGGAGUGCAGAUCAAUGCGCUCGAGGCGCCAUCGGCAUUUCGCGCGGCAGGGAGCGUCUUGGUCGCCAACUCCACGGGUCACACACACGUUUCCAUCGAUCCGCCCGAGACGAUCCAAGAUCUCGGUGAUGGUGAGGCCAUCAUACGUGUAGGAUACACGUACAACAUCACGGGGUUGGACUUUGGCCUGCAACAUUAUCCAGACCUUGUCCUGAGCGUCCAAGGGUCGUGCCAAACGGACUAUUCUUGGUUGUUGGCCGAAACUGUGGACGACUCCAACAUCAUCCGGGACGAAUACCUACUCUUCAAUGAUCCCAGUCAGGGUACGCAGAAUGUCUCGUUCUAUGACAGCGCCAGGCCCCUGGGGUACUUCUUUCAGGGCCUCCCUUCUCCCACAGGACCUGCAAGCAAUUGGACUUGGGGGGCACUGGUGUCCUCCGUGCAGCGCGAGAGCAUCACGGCUGGCACAGACCCAUGGUACCUGACCGUUCCUGACGGCAGCAGCGAUGUCGGCUUCAUCGUCAAGGGCGGACGACCGGCGCUGUCGUGCUGGCAGAACGACGUCUGGUCAUACCAUGGAUUCCAGAGUACAGCUGUAGCCCUCGAUUCGACUUCUCUUCCCGGGUUGGAACUCUCGGUGGGCUUGCAAAACGUCUUGGCUCGCUUUCUCUCGCUGCCGAAGAUCGUGACGUUAGCCACUCGCCUGGGGGCGUCGGCACUCGUAUCCACGGAUACUUCGCUGGGCGAAAAGUUUGAUGCCGGCGCGUCUAGCUUCCACAGCGACCUGGAACGGCUGGUCUUCGCCUCGUACAUUGCCACCAUGAACACGCUCACUGACACCACGUUGUUCUCCACGAACAACUACGGCAUUACGAACGAGGUCACCGGGUCCGACGGCAAGCCAAGCCCAGGAGUCGACGCGUUCGUUAUCUGGAGCAGCAAAGUGUCGACGCUGUCGAUCCUUGCCAUAAUCAUCAUCCCAGUCAUGACUGUUGCCAUGAAGGCGAUUGUUUGGGCUCUCACCGACCUACCGUUCUCAUGGUACCGCGUCCAAGCCUUGCAAGCAACGGUGCUGUACAGCUGUCUGCACGAGAAAGCGGCUGGGAUCAACGAAGAGCAAUGUACCCGUCAAGGCGACCGACCUUGGGUCAAGGCAGGAGACCACGAACAGGGUGUGUUCAGGCCACGGUUCGACAGGGAGAGCCGAACCCUCAGCUGGGGUGCACACGAACAAAGGGAAGUGAUUCCUGGCAUCGGGCCAGCCCCGCUAUCGCCAAGAGGCACGAUGAAUCUCGAAGUACCACAGACCAACGGUACGAGGGAGUACUUCGGACUACAACCUCAGACUGAGUCUGCGAAUGAGAAGUCAGUGUCUGGCGUGCAGUCGCAGAUCUCCAGUGCCCUAACGCCAUUGUCUAUCGAACAACCACUCCUGCCUCCAGGCGGUUCCCGUUAG